Messenger RNA from Drosophila santomea, 1181 nucleotides. Its product is annotated as 1,5-anhydro-D-fructose reductase. NCBI's taxonomy places the organism in Eukaryota, Metazoa, Arthropoda, Insecta, Diptera, Drosophilidae. Bases 87 to 1019 code for a protein of 310 amino acids. The record is from RefSeq and is a predicted model, not a curated record. Gene Ontology annotation, molecular function: aldose reductase (NADPH) activity. The transcript has 5 exons. Gene Ontology annotation, cellular component: cytosol.
CAAAGCCGUUUUGGUCACACUGCGCUUACCGGCUUUCAUAUAAAGCAACUGAAUUUUUUCAUUUAUUCUUGAUUCAAAAGUGCAAAAUGAAGCUUGCUCCGACUGUUAAGUUGAACAAUGGCUACGAGAUGCCAGUUUUGGGUCUCGGCACCUACAACCUCAAGAAGUCUCGCUGUGAGGCUGCAGUGUGCCACGCCCUUGAAAUGGGCUAUCGGCAUAUAGACACCGCCUAUCUGUACAGGAAUGAGAGCAUUAUAGGCAAGGUGUUAGCUAAACUUAUAGGCGACAGAAAAAUAAAACGCGAACAGGUGUUUCUGGUCACCAAGCUGUGGGACAUAUAUCACGAACCCAAGAUGGUGAAAUACGCCUGCGAAAUGCAAUUAAAGCUACAGGGCGUGGACUAUAUAGAUCUAUAUCUGAUGCAUUCGCCGGUGGGAGUGGACUAUAUCUCAGAUGAUGAUCUGAUGCCACACGAGAAUGACCAGCUGAGGACCAACGAUGUGGACUAUGUGGACACCUACAAAAGUAUGGAGCAACUGGUGCAUCUGGGACUUGUGCGCAGCUUGGGAGUGUCCAACUUUAAUGCCAGUCAGCUGAAGAGAUUACUAGAACACUGCCAGGUCAAACCUGUGAGCCUUCAAAUCGAAUGCCAUCCGGAAUUGGUGCAAAUUCCCCUAAUUGAGCUCUGUAAACUGCACAACAUCACGGUGGUUGCCUAUUCGCCACUGGGGCGUCCCAAAGCAUGCAAUCCUCUGCCGGAAUACUAUACUGAUGCCAAACUUCUGGCCCUGGCAGCGAAAUACGGCAAGACACCAGCUCAAAUCAUCCUAAGAUACUUGAUCGACAUUGGCACGGUACCUAUUCCAAAAGCUGCCCAGCGAGCCCAUCUCGUCGAGAAUCUGGACAUAUUUGAUUUCCACCUAACGCCGGAUGAGUUGCUUCAGUUGAAGAUCUUCAAUACAGGGCGGAGAAUCUGGAAAUUUGAAAAAGCCAAGAGUCAUCAGUACUAUCCUUACUAAAUAAAGAUAUAUGGUGUUAGGGUAGAAGCAGUGUAACAAUAUGCAUAUAUAAGAAAGAAUCUCGUUAGUUAGUUUACGGCGUUUCAAUUAAUAAGUUAAGUUUUCAAAUUGUUGCUUUAUUUUUUGUAGUUUAAUAAAAUGUUUUAGUUUUUCUGCUAUAAA